Molecule: messenger RNA, 1014 nt
Organism: Helobdella robusta
Lineage: Eukaryota; Metazoa; Annelida; Clitellata; Rhynchobdellida; Glossiphoniidae
Exons: 5
Coding region: 1-1014 (337 amino acids)
Source: RefSeq, a predicted model, not a curated record
AUGAACAUCAUGAACAACGUUCAGAAACCAUUUAACGGAGAACCUGGAAGAAUCCACGUGAAUUACGAAAAGUUCGACGGAUACGACGAUGAUGACGACCGAAACGACGAUGGUGGUAAUGGUGAUGAUAGAAGUAGCGAUGAUCACCACCACCGUCGCCCGGGUGGCCGCGCUAAUGACGUGGCGAGUAGCAGUCGGGAUAGAAAUAGUUUUGGUAUUCUCAAACGUCUGAAGCGUUGGAAGGUGCACAAGUUGGAAUUGUGCAUUGAUGAUGUUCAGACAUACGACUCUGGGACGUACACAUGUCUGGUACAUGCUAAACACGGCGCGCAACUCAUGUCUGUAGACCAUGAUGUCAUCGUGGAAACCACGCCUCUUCUCGUUCUGCUGACCAAUAGUGACAUCAACGUUUCCAGACUGACCAAUGCUUCACAAGAUCGCCUCAUUCAACUGACCAAUAGUCGUUUAGAAUACACACUGGACGGCAACGGAAACACUUCUACCCUUACGCACAUUGGCUGUCUAAUAAUAGGCCAUUCAUCCUCACCGCGAAUCAAAAUGAUUUUCGGGAAAAUUGAGGUUCUGUCAAAUUUAACUUUCAGCCAAUCACUGAUCAGCCAUACCGGUGAAUUAGGGCUACGCCAAUUCACGUACGCUACGUGGGCGGGGCUCAAAAAUUAUCAACCAAUAAGAGGGCACGACGGCUGCCACGUGACUUGCACCGUGUAUUCGGUGGACGGAAGGUUUUCCUCGGCUACAGCUGUUAUCGACGUUAAAUACCCGCCGCAGUUCCAAUGUUUCAACCUGACAAACCUAACCAACAACAACGACAUCAACAACAUCAACAACAACGACAUCAACAAUGAUUUUACUAGUGAUAGAAACUUAGGAAAACUUGACAGAAAUAUUGCCUUAGAAAACGACGACAGCCACAGAAACGCAAACGCCACCAACAGCAACAACGCCAACUACACGGCACAAGUCAGCAGUUCGCACAAUCCAAACGAAACUUGA